Molecule: messenger RNA, 4116 nt
Organism: Eublepharis macularius
Lineage: Eukaryota; Metazoa; Chordata; Lepidosauria; Squamata; Eublepharidae
Gene: CIMAP1B
Product: outer dense fiber of sperm tails 3B
Exons: 8
Coding region: 152-910 (252 amino acids)
Cellular component (GO): cytoskeleton
Source: RefSeq, a predicted model, not a curated record
CCAGAGCCGCCUCUGCUGCUCCCACAGGCGCCUCUGCGGUCCGCACGGCUGCUCUCCCCGCGGUCCGCCUCCAGGUGAUGCCACUCUCUGCCCGGGCACCUGCAAGCAGACCCACAGCCUGAACACCAACGCAAGAGCAAGCGGAGCAGACAUGUCCACGGAUGACUGGGUGGGGAACUGGCGCCCCCACCGGCCCAGAGGACCAAUUGCUGCCCUCUACAGCAGUCCAGGGCCCAAGUAUGGGCUCCCCACGAAUGUAGGUUUCCAGCAACAUGACCCCUCUCGCAACCGGGCUCCCGCAUACAGCUUCGGCAUCCGCCGGUUCCAGGAACAAGAGAGCUGCUCUCCUGGGCCGGGCUACCUGGUUCCGCCCAACAUGUCCAUGCGGGGCAGAGAUGGCAUUCCUGCGUAUUCCAUCUACGGACGCCCUCGAGACAUCAUGCCCUUUAUGACUCCAGGACCAGGGCGCUACUCCCCAGAGAAAGCCGGGAAGUGGACCUACCCCUCCGCUCCCAACUUCUCGCUUGCUUCACGGACGAAGGACUUUGAGAACGACCAGACGCCAGGGCCUGCGGCAUAUGGGCUCCCCCCCAUGAUCGGGCCGAAAGUGAUCAACAAAAGCACAGCCCCCAAUUACUCCAUUUAUGGACGCAGCAUGGUUGGCAGCUUCUAUGAAGACCUUAGCAAGACUCCUGGGCCCUGCAACUACCGCUUGGUGGACCCCAGCAUCUACAAGCACCGCCCGCCCCAUUUCAGUAUGCUGGCCCGCAACGUGCCUCCGGGGGACACCACGUUGAAACCGGGUCCAGGAGCGUACAGCCCGGAGAAGUACAUGCAGCAUCGUGGCUUGACCUUCGGGAUCCGCCAUUCGGACUAUGUGGCUCCUCUCAUCGUGGACGUGGCAGACUGAACCGGCCGAAUCGCCAAGAACAAGCCAGACCAGAAAUGUUCAUUUGGGAAUACUUUGCUUUUCUUCACAUCUUGUGCCGUUGCCUUGGGUGUCUUGGCAGCUCCGAUGAGGUCGAGCGCUCGCUUCUUGCCCCAAUUGCCCUGAGAGACGAGGGAGCUGCCCCCCACACACACACACCGGGCUUCCCUGUGGCCAAAUUCUCUGGCUUGAUUGCCCCACGGAUAUCCGGCUGAUCACAGCAGCCAGAAAAAGCGGGUGAGAUGAAACCAGGGCAGGAUUCGCCAUUACUGCCCGGUGGAAGCAGGAAUCCAGUGGUUGUGGGGGGAAUCUUGGGGUCCACUGAGGGCCAAGCUACAAGUGACGAAUGACACUUGAACGGCAAGUGGAUUGAGUGGAGGGCAAGUGAACAGGGAGAAAUACACUUGCCAUUCAAGUGUCAUUUGUCACUUGUAGCUUCACCCUGAGCUAGGAAUAAUUGCCUCACACCUCAUAGGUAAAGCAAGGGCUUUAUGUGAUGAGAUUAGGAAUUAGGCGCCUCCCCCCCGAACAUAAUAUAAACACGGCAUCAUUUUUGCCUUAUCCAUUCUUCCUUCAUUGGUCAAAAGGAGGGCCCUGAAGCCAUGCCCUCUGCCCCCUGAAAUUUCGGCAGCAUCACCCAUGUGCCUUCAGGCAUCUCUUUGCCCGCAGAAGGUCAAGAAAUGGAAGCUUGACUCUGUGCCAGAUACCCCAGGCUGCACUUCUCUGCAGAAUCUCUGCCUGUAAGCCCAGUCAAAUCACAAUGCCGGAAGGAUCUUGUUCCUCCGCUACGUGAAGGUGUUUGCCUGUAAAACAUCCCUGGGAGAUGCCGGCCAACUAUCCCUUGAAAACGUUCAACCAGGGAGAUUCUGCAGGCUCAUGCCCUGCCUCUGACGUGUUCUUUGAGAUAAGGAUUCCUUCAUGGCGGUCAACCUAAAUCUCUGUCCCUGUUGGUUACAUCUGGUCCAGCUUGGUUCUACGCUGGAAACAGAUCCAUUGUACCGGGGUUCCCUCCAUUGAAUUCUGCCACAGUUUUGGAAUGCAAAAUUAAACCUGGGCCGUUUCCAGACGGUUUACCUGCCUCCAGAACGUUGUGCCAUCUUGCGGGGAAAACGCGAAAUAUCGCGUUUUCUUGCGCGAGUUUUGUGUUAUUUCGCGUUUUCCCCGCAAGAUGGCGCAAUGUUCCGGAGGCAGGUAAGCCGUCUGGAAACGGCCCUAUUGCCAUUGACUCUUGCAGUACCACAGACCCUUCCUCCUACAAAUGGGGGCUUCCAGAACCAUCAUGGCAGAAUUCAUCAUAGGAUGGCACCUUGUACUGGACCAGACUAUAAGUCCAUCUGGUACAGUCCAGUGCAGACGGGCCAGGGCUCUCUUUUCCUGGCACUUCUUCCUGAGAUCUGAUGGCAAGGGCCAGGACUUGAACCCAGGACCGUAAGCUUAGAAAGCAUGUGCUCUGCCAUUUGGCUCCAGCCCCCUUCCCUAUCCCUAGUUAGCACAGAAGGGUUCUCUGUACAGAUGGAUUAUUCUGCAGCUGAGAUCAAACCUAGUUGGAUUUUAGUUUUCCCUGCCGUCUUUCUAUGCCAAAUGGCCCCUCCUUAAAGGUGCCCUGUCACGGCAAGAGGCCUCCACGGAAUCAGCACAAACGCAAGAAGGACCCAGGUCCUCCGUGGGUUGCCAAUCAAUAGAAUGUGAGUUGCAUAUAUAAGAAUUUUUAAUAAUUUUAUAAUUUGUAAAGUGCAAAGUGCUCAAAAGUGGAUAAUAUGCAACACAAUCUAUUACAAACAAAAUACAAUAAAUAUACAUUCCGUAUUAGAUGUUCCAGUUAAUAAACAAGUUAGCAAUAAAUAUACAAUAUCACAGCUCCUUCCCUAUCCCUUGUUAAUACAGAAGGGUUCUCUGAACAGAUGAAAUAUUCUGCAGCUGAGACCAGACCCAGUUGGAUUUCAGUUUUCCCUGCUGCUGUCUUUCUAUCACAGGCAAGACGCUGAGUGUGCCUCUGUCUUUCAUACAAAGCAGAGCUCUGAAGCGUCUUGCAUCUUUCCAUGGGCCAGAAUUUUUAUCCCACCUUCCUCCCAGGUAGUAUGUGCAGUUCUGCCCUCCUCUCAACAGCUCCAGAGGUGGGCUAGGCUGAGAGAGAAGAGUUACUGGCCCAAGGCGGCCAGUGAAUUUCAUUCACAGAGAGAACCAUUAUUCUGCCUUGCUUGUUUGGCAGGUUCUACAGUUCAGCAUCUCUCCACUUCCCUUUCGGAUCUCAAGAAAGGCGAACCAGCACCAGGGUCUGUGGGGCUGACGUCCGGCCUCCUUCCCCUUCUGGCCUCUGGGCAUGUGGCUAUUCCCUGCCCUGGAAGGCCAGCAUGCGCUCCCUCUCUUUCCAUGCAGCUUCCCAUGCGGCCACUGAUGCUCUGGCCAUGGAGGGUGAGCGAAGCAAAGAGGCUCCCGCUGUGGCCGAUGCCGCCCCCUCCUGUGGCCACAGUCGGAUCACGAUGACCAGGUAAAAAAGGACUGAUUUUGCAAGCUGACCCUUAAUGUCCUUACCUUGCCUAGACAGCAGAAUCGGGUUUGAAACAAAUAACCCUCAAGGCUGAAUGUUCAGGACCAGAUUUGAGAAUCUAUUGCAUUUCUGCCCCGCCUCUGCUCCCAGGAACUCGGGGGGAGGUUUAUUAUUCUCUCCUCCUGCAUUUGGUCCUCACGGCUGGCUCAGAGCUCCUGGCUCAAAGCUGCUCCAUGAGCUCGACGGCUGGGCAGGGAUUUGAACCCAGGCUUCACUCGGUAUGCUCACCACUGUUCCGCACAGUCUCAAACCCUGCUGUUUCUGGACCAUCCACCAGGAUCCCACAGGGAGAUUCUCCCUUCUGUGCUGCAAGGGGAAGGGAAACCCAUUUGUGGAGCUUACGUUGCCUGGGCUGGUGACCAUUUUAAUAAUAACAUUUGAUUUAUACACCACCCUUCAGGACAACUUAACACCCACUCAGAGCAGUUUACAAAGUCUGUUAUUGUUAUCCUCACGGCAGUCACCCAGCUGGCUUCAAGCGGAGGAGUGGGGAAUCAAACCGGCUCUCCCGAUUAGAGUCCCGUCGCUCUUAACCACUACACCAAACUGUCUGUGUGUUCCAGUGCUGUAGCCGCCUCAUCUCCCAAGGCUGUGCACAACUUCUCUGCGUUGCUGUUUGUUUGAUUAAAGAGAUGUUAAA